AAAACGACUCAAUUGGCAAAUGUUAAAUAAAAAUGUUUUAGAUCGUUUUGACCUUCAUUUAUCUGAAAUGAUUAUUAAUGAUCUUUCUAAUGCAAAAUUACGUACAAUAGAAAUUUUAUUAUUUUAUUUAAGAUUAAAAAUAAAUGAAGAAAUUCAAUUGAGACAAGAGCAUCAAGCGUUAUUAUCAUUAAGUACUGUUGAUUCAUUAAACGAUAAGAAAUCAAUUCUUCCAAAACGAACAAGUCGAAAUGGUCAACUAACAGAAAAUAUUACAAGUAAAUCAACUUAUCGGUCUACUUAUGAACAAUUACGAAAACAAUGCUUAAAACAACAAGAAGAUAUUGAAAUACUUCAAAUGAAAAUACAUCGAUUAGAAAGAGUUACACAACUCAAAGAUAAUCGUAUUAAUGAACUUUCAAGAACUAUUCAAGAUUGUCCACAUAUUAGAUCGAAUACUGUCAUAAAUAACAAAUUUAAAAAGACAUAA
Adineta steineri is the source of this 487-nucleotide messenger RNA. The record is from the annotation of a GenBank genome assembly. Lineage: Eukaryota; Metazoa; Rotifera; Eurotatoria; Adinetida; Adinetidae.